This is a messenger RNA of Notolabrus celidotus (New Zealand spotty), 1960 nucleotides long. RefSeq lists its product as uncharacterized. The record is from RefSeq and is a predicted model, not a curated record. Gene Ontology annotation, molecular function: RNA binding. The transcript has 4 exons. The coding region runs from base 30 to 1628 and encodes 532 amino acids. Lineage: Eukaryota; Metazoa; Chordata; Actinopteri; Labriformes; Labridae.
AUUUUUUUGGGUGGGGUUGACUUCAAUAAAUGUUUGCACCACUUAUGUUGAUAUCAAAGCAUAAAGGAGCCUCCACUGAGGUUAUGCAGACUUAUACUGUGCACAGAACCAGGACUGUGGUCGUGUCCGGAGUCCCCGACGUGCUACCCCUCAGCAGGAUGAUAGACAAGCUGACAAUCCACUUCCAGAGGCACAGGAGGAGUCACGGGGGAGACGUGGACGCGGUUCGGUACCCCACCAACAUAAACGGGGUCGCUUUUGUCACUUUUGACAGACGUGAAGAUGCAGAGAGGGUGCUGCAGAAGGAGGAGCAGAUCAUGAGCGACAGCGAGUUUCCUGUGAACUUCAGUCUCACUGUGUUUCCCUUCAGUGAGGACGUGUUCCUGUACGUCCCCAGGGCUUUGGUUGAUCUCUCCGUAUUUGGCAGCAAUCAAGCAUCUCUAAUUCAGAGCCUGCAAUCAGCUCACAGAUCGUUACGUUUCCGGCCUUCCCUCAAGAAGAGAAAAGCCACAAUUGAGGGUCCUUUCGCCGCCAUCCAAGCCCUGAGAAAUGACCUCAUCCACAGGGCCAGCCGGCUUAAAUCCAACGACUCAGCCCAAACUGCUCCCGACAAAAUAAGAGAAACUCCUCUUAAUCCAAGGGUAAUAUCUCAUCCAGAGCUUGUCCACACUGUAAGCCGCAGCCGUUCUAAAGCUAAGCCGAAGCCAGUGAACAGCUUAUCAACAGGGCUGCAGACCACAGGUGAGGCAACUGGAGUCCAAAGCCCGCUCUUAGAUGCUGAAACUCAGAAUGCUUCCCGGAGGCUGAAAGUUCAGGAGAGGGGUUGCGCAGAAGGUUGCUUUGGCGAUACAGAUGAAGAGGAAGUAGAAGAAGAGAGUUCUCAAACCAGGGUGGAAAUGCCCACAGAAUUCAGAAAUGAGCAAGUGUUAAAGGAAGGGAUGAAUGCAAGGAUAAGACGGUCUUCAUCAGGCGUGUACCUGCCCCUUGCAGCGGAAAUGUCAGCAAAUGGAAAGCGACGGAAAGACGACACGACACGAAAGCACACCACACCAGACGGGACUUUUGGGAAGGCCAAAACAAAGAGUCACACCGGCUCUCAGAAGGAAUCAGAUCAGAAUAGCUCAUCCAUUACUUCUGUUUCAAACUCAUCAAGACGGAAAAAUGAGGAUCCCAAAGAAACCUGCAUCUUGGUCGACUCUAACAUAUUUCAAUACAUCAAAAAAUUUGCCAGGAAAGACUUGGACAAAUGCCUAAGAGGUCUUGGUGCAUCCAUUGAGAGUAAUGAAGGAUCUGACCUUGUGAGGGUUAUCUGGACUGAGACCCAAACCUCUGGGGCGACCUCGGGGAUUCAACAGGCCCUGGAUGACCUUCAGUUUUUGGUGGAAUCUUGGGUCACAACUUUAAGAGUCCAUGAGAUUGACUUUGGCAAGGAGGAAGGACUUGAUAAACAGGAGUUGAUUAAGGUCUGUGAUGAACUGAGUGACACGUUUGAUGACAGUCUAUACAUGUUCCAGGGUUCUCGUAUUAAGAUUGUCGCUCCUUCCGUGUCUAGUCGCAUAUUUUACAUAUUGGCAGAGAGUAGAAUUUCUAAACUCCGAAAACAAACCCUUCUGAAUGCAGUGGCAUGAGCUAUAAUAAUUGAAUGCAAUACCAUUCAGUGACCACAUGGUGGUGCAGUUGCUCUACAUAUGACCUUCACAGAGUUUGAGUAUGUUUUUGUUACAAAGGCAAAUGUUGAGAGACAUUUCAGUUUUAAUAUCAGUUACACAAUAUUUGUUCAUGUUCUUCAUGGAGUCAGAAUUGAAUAAUUACUCACAAUAUAUGAGUAAUAUAACCUCCAUAACUCAAAAAUCUUGGUUACUUCUCCACUUAAAUGAGACAAGACACUGUACAAAAAGUAAAGUCCAGACUGUAUUAUCAUUUACGAAAACUGUGUUUAAUAAAAUGUGAAAAAACAAUA